AUGGGGAAUGCCCCUUCGAAAACCCCCGGCGCAACGGCCGGAGCAGACAAGAAAGUGAACCGCCGGACCUCUAUACAAGCGUUGUCGGGUUCAAAGGCGCCAGCGGCAGACCCGUCACACUCGAGAGAGAGCGCUACCGGACACCAUGCUGCUCUAAAACAGCAAACUCCCGUUCACCAGCGGCUUCAGUCACGGACUGUUGAGACACCCAUGGGUAGCGGUGGCGGGGAGAGACUGGAACGUCAUAAUUCAAGAAAGCAUCGUGAGGGCGACCAGUAUGAUCUUCCGAUUCAAUCCAGGGGAUCACAAGCCGUUCACCCGCCCCAGGCUGUGCAGGUACCUGACAAUGUCGCUGCAUAUCGGGAUCAGGGUGAAGCCUCGACUCCGAGGCCUGUCAACAUAUACUAUGCUAACCCCUCGAACCUCACACGCCCACCAAGACUACCCCUACCUAUCGGAGAUGCUAUGACUGCACCCGGCUCCCCGAUUACAAGUGGCUCGCUAGGUGCAGCCAUGGCAUUCGACAAGGCCAAUCUGGAGGUGUCGUCCGAGAAGUCAGAGCUGGAUCCUGCGAUUGAUGAAGACGACGUUGUCCAAGACGAACUAGACUCCAUUGUCCCAACGGGGUUUAACAAGUCUGUUCCCACAACUAUCGACUGGAGAGGUGGCGGCGAGAAAGUUUAUGUGACUGGUACAUUUGUGAACUGGGCAAGGAAGUUCAAAUUACACAAAAGUGAUAUUGAAAGUGGACUUUUUACCACGGUGCUUCAGCUGCGACCUGGCACGCAUCAUCUAAAGUUUAUAGUAGAUGGAACUAUGAGGACGUCGGAUCAACUACCUACAGCAGUUGACUUUACCAAUCAUUUAGUUAACUACAUUGAAAUAAGCGCUGAUGAAAUUGAGCGGCCGCGGAGAGAAAGCGAUAAGCCACCUAAAGUCAUAAUACCACCCGAAAUAUUUCCUCCCAAAGUCCUCCCAGAAUCCUUACCUAUUGACACCACCGAAUCGCCUGAAGAAUCUGAUAAGGAGGAACCAGAGGAAGAAAUCCCAAUGGGAGACUUCCGUAAUAUUAUCCCUCAAUUUUUGGUGGAUAUUGAUCGCAAUGAAGAUGGCCAGGGGUAUCAUCAGGCUGCCAAUGUCAUCCGGGAUUCACGAGCUCCGCCCAUGUUACCCCUGUUCCUGGCUCGGUCGAUAUUAAAUAGCACAACACCCAUGAAGGAUGAUAACAGUGUGCUUAAUUAUCCCAAUCACACGGUUUUAAACCACCUGGCAACCAGCAGCAUCAAGAAUGGAGUCCUGGCGACCAGUGUUACGACUAGAUAUAAACGAAAAGUACGACCUUCCUUUAAUGCCCAUGCUCCUACACGUCGUUUUCGGUCCUACUAG
This is a messenger RNA of Microsporum canis CBS 113480, 1386 nucleotides long. RefSeq names its product 5'-AMP-activated protein kinase subunit beta-2. Gene Ontology annotation, molecular function: protein kinase binding. Gene Ontology annotation, biological process: signal transduction. The coding region runs from base 1 to 1386 and encodes 461 amino acids. Lineage: Eukaryota; Fungi; Ascomycota; Eurotiomycetes; Onygenales; Arthrodermataceae. Gene Ontology annotation, cellular component: nucleus; cytoplasm; nucleotide-activated protein kinase complex. The transcript has 2 exons. The record is from RefSeq and is a predicted model, not a curated record.